This is a messenger RNA of Acomys russatus (golden spiny mouse), 2238 nucleotides long. RefSeq names its product TOX high mobility group box family member 4 (gene Tox4). Lineage: Eukaryota; Metazoa; Chordata; Mammalia; Rodentia; Muridae. The transcript is spliced from 9 exons. Gene Ontology annotation, biological process: regulation of transcription by RNA polymerase II. Gene Ontology annotation, molecular function: chromatin DNA binding. The record is from RefSeq and is a predicted model, not a curated record. Bases 142 to 2001 code for a protein of 619 amino acids. Gene Ontology annotation, cellular component: nucleus.
GGAUCGCGACUGGUUGCGGCCGGGACUGCGUCCAAUCAGCGGAGAGCGACGCUGCUCCUUGAGGAAGUGACGCGCUCGGAACCCGGCGGGGGCGGUGGGAGCUAUGCGGACGCUGAGACGGUGGUAGUGGUGUCCGUGAAGAUGGAGUUUCCCGGAGGAAAUGACAAUUACCUGACGAUCACUGGGCCCUCGCACCCCUUCCUGUCAGGGGCCGAGACUUUCCAUACGCCAAGCUUGGGCGAUGAGGAGUUUGAAAUCCCACCUAUCUCCUUGGACUCUGACCCCUCACUGGCUGUCUCAGAUGUGGUUGGCCACUUUGAUGACCUGGCAGACCCCUCCUCUUCGCAGGAUGGCAGCUUUUCAGCUCAGUAUGGGGUCCAGACAUUGGACAUGCCUGUGGGCAUGACCCAUGGCUUGAUGGAGCAAGGCGGGGGGCUCCUGAGUGGGGGCCUGACUAUGGACCUGGACCAUUCUAUAGGAACUCAGUAUAGUGCCAACCCACCUGUUACAAUUGAUGUACCAAUGACAGACAUGACGUCUGGCUUAAUGGGACACAGCCAGUUGACCACAAUUGAUCAGUCAGAACUGAGUUCUCAACUUGGUUUGAGUUUAGGAGGUGGCACCAUCUUGCCACCUGCCCAGUCUCCUGAGGAUCGUCUUUCAACUACUCCUUCACCUACAAAUUCACUUCAUGAAGAUGGUGUUGAUGAUUUCCGGAGGCAACUUCCCAGCCAGAAGGCAGUGGUAGUGGAGACAGGGAAAAAGCCAAAGGCUCCCAAGAAGAGGAAGAAGAAAGACCCUAAUGAACCUCAGAAGCCAGUCUCCGCAUACGCAUUAUUCUUCCGUGACACUCAGGCUGCCAUCAAGGGACAGAACCCCAAUGCCACCUUUGGUGAGGUUUCGAAGAUUGUGGCCUCCAUGUGGGACAGUCUUGGAGAGGAGCAAAAACAGGUAUACAAGCGGAAAACUGAAGCUGCCAAGAAAGAGUAUCUCAAGGCGCUUGCUGCUUAUAAAGACAACCAGGAGUGUCAGGCUACUGUGGAAACAGUGGAAUUAGAUCCCAUGCCACAGGCACAGACUCCUUCACCACCUCCUGUGACGACUGCAGACCCAGCAUCUCCAGCACCAGCCUCCACAGAGUCUCCUGCUCUGUCCCCUUGCAUUGUGGUUAACUCCACGCUUUCGUCUUACGUGGCAAACCAGGCGUCCUCUGGGGCUGGAGGUCAGCCCAAUAUUACCAAAUUGAUUAUUACCAAACAGAUGUUGCCCUCAUCUAUUACCAUGUCUCAAGGAGGAAUGGUUACUGUUAUCCCAGCCACAGUGGUCACGUCCCGUGGGCUGCAACUAGGCCAAACAAGUACAGCUACUAUCCAGCCCAGCCAGCAGGCUCAGAUUGUCACCCGGUCAGUGCUGCAGGCAGCGGCGGCAGCUGCCGCUUCUAUGCAACUGCCUCCGCCCCGACUACAGCCUCCUCCAUUGCAGCAGAUGCCUCAGCCCCCAACUCAACAGCAAGUCACCAUUCUGCAGCAGCCGCCGCCUCUUCAGGCCAUGCAGCAGCCGCCACCUCAGAAAGUUAGGGUCAACUUACAACAGCAGCCACCGCCUCUGCAGAGCAAGGUUGUGCCUCCACCCACCCUAAAAAUGCAGACGGCCCUGCUCCCUCCAACCGUAGAGAGCAGUCCUGAGCAGCCUAGCAGCAGCAGCCCUGAAGUCCACACAGUAGAGGCGACCUCUCCUGAGACAAUCUGUGAAAUGAUCACAGAUGUAGUUCCUGAUGUCGCAUCUCCUUCUCAGAUGGAUGUUGAGUUGGUGAGCGGAUCCCCUGGGACCCUGUCACCGCAGCCUCGGUGUGUGAGGUCUGGCUGUGAGAACCCUCCUGUUGCCAGUAAGGACUGGGACAAUGAGUACUGCAGCAGCGAGUGUGUGGUGAGGCACUGCAGGGAUGUAUUCUUGGCCUGGGUGGCCUCUAGAAAUCCAAACUCCGUGGUGUUUGUGAAGUAGCCUUCCUCUUCUCCACACCUUGAAGAUGGAUCUGCUGCAUAUGAGUCCAAGAGCCUGUUUUUGAAACACAAGCUGGGUUUCUGGUAGUGCCUGACCUUUACCCGUGCUCCCACCUCCCUUUUCUUCCUUGAGCAGAGCAAAUUUACUGUAAUUUAGAUUGCUUUUUACUCUCAACUGCAAGCAGAAUUACCAGAUUAAUAGCACAGGGAAGGGUGUUGGGAAUAUGGAAACAAAUCA